GCCCAUUCUGGUCUGCAUGGGGUACCUCGCUUUCUGCUACGUGGGUCCCAAGGUGAUGGCGAACCGGAAGCCGUUCGACUUACGGAGGCCGCUGAUUGCGUGGAACUUCUUGCUCUCGGCUUUCUCCUUCGUUGGGAUGAUGAGGACGGUGCCUCACCUGGUCCAAAUCCUUUACGUGUACGGGUUCAAGUAUACCAUUUGCGCCAAGCCCACGAUGUGGUACGGAUCCGGGGCCGUCGGGAUGUGGACUCAGGCUUUCGUUUUCUCGAAGAUCCCUGAACUGGGCGACACGAUCUUCGUCGUGUUGAGGAAAAAGCCUCUCAUCUUCCUGCACUGGUACCACCACGUGACGGUGCUGCUUUACUGCUGGCACUCGUACUUCGAGCAGACCACCUACGGCCUCUACUUUAUCAGCAUGAACUACACCGUGCAUGCGCUCAUGUACCUAUACUAUGGCCUCGCUGGCAUGAGAAUCCGCCUUUGCAAGCCUUACUACAUCACCACCAUGCAGAUCAGCCAGAUGGUUGUUGGCAUCGCCGUUUGCGUGGCAGGGGGCUACUACAUGGCCAUGGGCGAGACGAAGUUCAUUUCCAGGCCCAACUUCCAGGCCGGCGUCCUCAUGUACUUCUCGUACAUGCUGCUCUUCUUGCAGUAUGCGCUAGGCCGCUUCUUGCCCAAGGCUGGGAAGAGCAAGGUGUCGAAGGGAGGAGGAGGCUCCGGGGCGGGAAAGCCUAAAACAGCUGCUUCUGGUGAUGGCGGUGCGGGUGCCGCAUCUUCGGUCGACCGAAAACCACGAUCAAAGGCGGAGUGA
Molecule: messenger RNA, 811 nt
Organism: Ectocarpus siliculosus
Lineage: Eukaryota; Phaeophyceae; Ectocarpales; Ectocarpaceae
Source: the annotation of a GenBank genome assembly